Molecule: messenger RNA, 348 nt
Organism: Penaeus monodon (black tiger shrimp)
Lineage: Eukaryota; Metazoa; Arthropoda; Malacostraca; Decapoda; Penaeidae
Product: serine protease 27-like
Biological process (GO): proteolysis
Molecular function (GO): serine-type endopeptidase activity
Source: RefSeq, a predicted model, not a curated record
AGCCAGAGGAGGACAAAUACUGCACUGUAGCAGGAUGGGGAACGCAAAUAGAGGGUGAAAUACAAUCAAAGUCGGAUACCAUGAUGGAAGUUGAUGUUCCAGUCUUAGACAGCUGUCUAAACAGUUUCCCGGAAUAUAGCGACGAGUCUUUAAUAUGCGCUGGAUAUGAGGAAGGCAUGAAAGAUGCUUGUGCAGGAGACUCCGGUGGUCCAUUGAUGUGCUAUGGGGACACGGAAGGCUGGGUACAAGCUGGGAUAGUCUCCUUUGGCCGUGGCUGUGCUCGGCCGAAUGAGCCGGGGUCCUAUUCCAGGGUAACCUUCUUUCGCUCAUGGAUAAUUGAAACCUUGG